Messenger RNA from Striga hermonthica, 2220 nucleotides. Lineage: Eukaryota; Viridiplantae; Streptophyta; Magnoliopsida; Lamiales; Orobanchaceae. The record is from the annotation of a GenBank genome assembly.
AUGUACGGUGGAGAUCCUCAGCACCUUCAGCGACCGCCGCUGGGACCACCAUUACCUCCGCCGCCGCAACAACACCCAAAUGCUCAUCAAUUCCACCACCAACAGCAGCCGCAUGACUUCCCUCGCGGCCCGCACCUUCCACCCGGCCCACCACCGCCUCAGAUAAUGCGUCAGCCCUCGGCUUCCUCAACUACACUUAAUCCUCCUCCACCUGAUUUUCACCACCACCAUCAGCAGCACCAGCACCCGUCUGCUCAACCCCCUUUCUCCGGACAGCCGCCUUAUGAUGCUCAUGCCGACAGUUUUGCUGCAAAAAGGAUGAGGAAAAUUGGUCAAAGACGAGCAGUUGACUAUACAAGUACCGUUGUGAGAUAUGUGCAGGCACGCAUGUUCCAGCGAGACUCAAGGGAUAGAACAGUAUUGCAACCUAGCCCAGCAGCAGCUAUUGAUAUGUUGCCUACUGUAGCCUACGGAGACAACCCAUCCACUAGUUUUGCAGCAAAAUUUGUACAUACAUCAUUGAACAAAAACCGGUGUUCAAUUAAUCGAGUUUUGUGGACCCCAAGUGGGAGACGCCUUAUUACUGGAUCUCAAAGUGGGGAAUUCACUCUGUGGAAUGGCCAGUCCUUCAAUUUUGAAAUGAUACUACAGGCCCAUGAGCAAGCUGUCAGAUCUAUGAUAUGGAGUUAUAAUGAGAACUGGAUGGUCACUGGGGAUGAUGGUGGCGCUAUAAAGUACUGGCAAAAUAACAUGAAUAAUGUGAAAGCUAAUAAAUCUGCACAUAAAGAAUCAGUCCGUGGCUUAAGCUUCUGUAGGACAGAUUUGAAGUUCUGCUCCUGUUCUGAUGACACUACCGUUAAAGUUUGGGACUUCGCUAGGUGUCAGGAGGAGCGAUCGUUAUCUGGCCAUGGUUGGGAUGUAAAGUGUGUUGACUGGCACCCUACCAAGUCAUUGUUGGUUUCGGGUACGUGCUUAGGUCACUUAUACUUGAUAGCUCUCUAUUUCUGGAACUUUUUUUUCUUCUUUUCAAUGGGGAUCUUCAUAGGUGGGAAGGACAAUCUUGUCAAACUCUGGGAUGCCAAGUCAGGACGAGAGCUCUGUUCGUUUCAUGGUCACAAGAAUACGGUCCUUUGUGUGAAAUGGAAUCAAAAUGGCAACUGGGUUUUAACAGCUUCAAAGGAUCAAAUUAUCAAGCUUUAUGAUAUACGGGCCAUGAAGGAGCUUGAAUCUUUUCGUGGGCAUCGCAAGGAUGUCACUGCAUUAGCUUGGCAUCCAUUUCAUGAAGAAUACUUUGUUAGUGGAAGCUUUGACGGAUCAAUUUUCCAUUGGCUGGUGGGGCAUGAGACUCCCCAGGUUGAGAUACAGAAUGCGCAUGAUAACAGUGUUUGGGAUCUUGCAUGGCAUCCUAUAGGGUACCUUCUCUGCAGUGGUGGCAAUGAUCACGCUACAAAAUUUUGGUGCAGAAAUCGGCCUGGGGAUCCAAUUCGGGAUAAAUUUAAUUUAGGACAAAAUCAAGGUUUUGGGGAGCAAAAUCCUUCUAUGGGAGGCCGUGUGUCUGUUCCUUUCCCAAUGCCCGAGGUCCCCACGACUCCCGGACCAUUUGGGCCUGGGUUGACCCGUAAUGAAGGAACAAUCCCAGGCAUUGGAGUUGCUAUGCCACUUAAUAUUGCAUCUCUUGAUUCAGCCGGCCAAGACCAGAAGCCACCUAUAUCAGUUUCGAUGCCUGUAGGACCUCCUCCCUUGCCACCGGGCCCACACCCAUCCCUUCUUGGAAAACAACAAAAUGCUCAGCAACACCAGAAUUUACCCCACCAGAUGUCUUCUUCACUGCCAUUGCAGUCACCAAACAUACCUCAGAUGCAGCAGCAUUUACCGAUGUUACCACAUCCCCAUUUACCCCGCCCUCCAAAUGUCCCAACCUCAAUGCCCGGCCCAGUGGGUGGCAUGAAUCAAAUGGUACCUCCAUUGCAAGGCCACUUUAUGGGGAUGAAUCCGAUGCCUUCUGUAUCUGGAAAUAUGCAUCCAGGUUCCAAUACAAUGUAUCAACCAGGCGGGGGCUUUAACAGACCACAGGGAGGGCAGAUGCCAAUGAUACCAGGAAUGAAUCCUUACCAGUCUGGAAAUGGUAAUGCCCCUGGAGCUGGAAUGCCAUCGAGCUUUUCUGGGAUGCCUCCCCCUCUGCCUCCUGGCCCCCCACCGCACGGUCAACCUCAUCAGUAG